CGAGUAGCCACCGGCACCGUCCCAACGGACGGCGAUUAAAGGCCACCUUAAAAGCGCGUCGUCUCCCACCGCUCAGCUCCCUCCCUCGCGAUUCGAUCCAUCACCACCGUCUCGACCGGCACGACCCAUUUCCGUCGGCGGCGCUGCUCGCUUUGCACUGCCAGCACGGCGGACGUCCCCGGCGCGAGCGCGCAGGUAAGCAUGGAGCGCAUUGGCGAGGCCCACCAGGUGCACCAGCUGCAGCAGGUCCAGCAGCAGGGGGUGGCGGCGGCGCCGUCGUUCGGCGUGGUCGAGCACUCUGUUGUGGCGGCGGCGGCGACCAAGCCGAGGGCGCCGGGGCUGCCGCCGACGCCGCCCGCGUCCUUCGCCGGGCAGCAGCGCGGUGCGGGCGGCGACGUGUGCAUGGACGACUCCUCGGGGGCGGCGGGGCGCAAGCAGGUCGUGCCGGCGCACCGCCGGUCUCGCAGCGAGGUGCCGUUCGCGGGCUACUUCCCGCCGCCGACGCAACAGCUGCCGCAGCCCAAGGCGGAGGCCGGCGGCUGGGGCGACGGCACCGGCGGCGACGACCUGUUCAGCUCGUACCUGAACCUGGAGGGGAUGGACGUGCUCAACUCCUCGUCGCCCGACAGCAGCGCCAAGGCCGACAGCAGCGAGAACGGCGACUCGGAGGAGUGCGCCGCCUGGGGCGCUGGCGCGGGCGUCAAGAGGAGCGCCGCCGGGGAGCCGGCCAUGGCCGGGCGGCACGCCCGGAGCCUGUCCGUGGACAGCCUCAUGGGGAGGCUCAACUUCGCUUCCCCCGGCGGCGGCGCCAACGGCGCGGGCGGCAUGUUCAGCCUGGAGUUCGGCAGCGGCGAGUUCUCCCCCGCCGAGAUGAAGAAGAUCAUGGCCGACGAGAAGCUGACCGAGAUGGCCCUCGCCGACCCCAAGCGCGUCAAGAGGGUGCUGGCGAACCGGCAGUCGGCGGCGCGGUCCAAGGAGCGCAAGAUGCGGUACAUCGUGGAGCUGGAGCAGAAGGUGCAGAUCCUGCAGACGGAGGCCACCACGCUCGCCGCGCAGAUCAACCUCCUGCAGCGCGACUCGUCGGCGGUGGCGACGCAGAACAACGAGCUGAGGUUCCGGCUGCAGGCCAUGGAGCAGCAGGCGCAGCUCCGCGAUGCUCUGAACGAGGCGCUGACAGGCGAGGUCCAGCGCCUCAAGAUCGCGGCGUUGGAGCUCGGCAUCGGCGACUCCUGCUCCUCCAACGGCAUGGCCCAGCAGCACAGCCUCAUGUUCCAGCACCAGCAGCAGCAGCAGCAGCAGGAGGCUACACCCAUACCAUUCUACCAACUGCAGCACCAACAACAGCAACAGCAGCAGCAGCAGAACGGCACAGCCAACAAGCAUGAAUCAAGGGAGUGAUGGCGAUGAUCGCAGAGGCAUUUAUUUGGACUAGAGAAGAGACAUUGCAGAUUGCAGACACCAAGGGAAAACUUUGGUUUAGAGUUGAACUGUGAAUCCAUAUGGUUUUAUUGACUCUUUUGUUUUAAUGUCAUCGUUAAUAAUCGUUGUAAGUUUUUCCAGGCGGUGAGCCCUGCCUGUACUUUCUUUUUCCUUCUUAUUAUGUUCAUUGAUUCUGUGGAUAUGUUACCUUUCAGUCACCAAAACUGGUGGAGCAGUAGUUGAUUAAUAACAUAUUCUUUUGUAGUA
Triticum dicoccoides is the source of this 1686-nucleotide messenger RNA. Its product is annotated as bZIP transcription factor 18-like. The transcript has 4 exons. Gene Ontology annotation, biological process: regulation of DNA-templated transcription. Bases 202 to 1398 code for a protein of 398 amino acids. Gene Ontology annotation, cellular component: nucleus. Gene Ontology annotation, molecular function: DNA-binding transcription factor activity. NCBI's taxonomy places the organism in Eukaryota, Viridiplantae, Streptophyta, Magnoliopsida, Poales, Poaceae. The record is from RefSeq and is a predicted model, not a curated record.